Williopsis jadinii is the source of this 1218-nucleotide messenger RNA. RefSeq names its product diacylglycerol O-acyltransferase (gene DGA1). Lineage: Eukaryota; Fungi; Ascomycota; Saccharomycetes; Phaffomycetales; Wickerhamomycetaceae. Gene Ontology annotation, biological process: triglyceride biosynthetic process. Gene Ontology annotation, molecular function: diacylglycerol O-acyltransferase activity. The transcript has a single exon. Gene Ontology annotation, cellular component: endoplasmic reticulum membrane. Bases 1 to 1218 code for a protein of 405 amino acids. The record is from RefSeq and is a predicted model, not a curated record.
AUGGAAUUGAAACACAGACACGUCAAACCUUCAAACCAGGAUGCGAACGAUGUAAACACCAGACCGGACAGGGCACUGUCCAAUGAAUUGAAGGACAUUGCGCCAGAAAAAGUCCCAUCGGUCAACGGCGUGAAGUUUGCGCCGUUGUCGAGACCCCUACACAGACGGUUAGAAACAGCUGCUGUGCUAUGGCACACAGUCUCGAUUCCGGUAUUCAUCACGAUGUUCUUUGUACUAUUGGCCAUCCCGAUAUUUUGGAUCUUCAUGGUGCCCUACAUCAUAUACUGGAUCAUGGACAAAUCGUCGUCUAAUGGAAGCGUUGUGUCGAGAUACUCCGAUAGGAUGAGAAACUUGGAGAUUUGGCAGCAUUUCUGUAAUUUCUUCCCCUUGACCCUAUACAAAACCGCUGAUAUCCAGCCAACGUGGACAGAGGAGGAAGUGACGGAUGAGUAUCACACGUUUCUGUGGUUUAGAUGGAAGAGAAAGCCGUAUAAAAAGCUGGUGGCUACUGGUCCACAGUACAUCUUUGCUUUGCACCCUCAUGGCGUGGUGUCAAUAUCAGGGUUUGGCGGUAUUGGCACUAACGGUGCUGGUUGGAACGUUCUGUUCCCAGGAAUCAAGCCGUGUAUGCUUACGCUGAUAAACCAAUUCUAUGUUCCCUUUUACAGAGACUAUCUUAUGUCCAUGGGGAUAACGUCUUCAAGCAGAAAGAAUGCACUGAGGAUCCUAGAACAACACUACUCUGUAGGGAUUGUUGUCGGUGGUGCACAGGAAUCCCUGCUUGCAAGACCUGGGUCCAAUGAUAUAGUCUUGGCCAAGAGAAAGGGAUUCAUCAAGUUGGCAUUGGAAACGGGGAAUACGGGGGUGGUGCCCUGUUAUUGCUUUGGAGAGAACGACCUGUACAACGUGGUGAAUCCAGGCGAGGAGUCUUGGGGCAGAUCGCUGCAAUUUUGGCUGAAGAGAAACUUUGGCUUCACAAUCCCAUUCUUCCACGCGAGAGGAAUAUUUAACUACGAUUUUGGAUUGCUACCAUGGAGAAGAAGGGUGACAAUAGUUGUUGGAAAACCAAUAAUGUUACCACAUUCACCAAAUCCAAAUAAAGUAUUGGUUGAUCAUUAUCAUAAGCUCUACGUUGAAGCCCUGGAGAAAUUGUUUGAUGAACAUAAAGGUGAGUUCUUGGAGAACGGAUCCGAAAAACAGCUGAAUAUUGUCGAAUGA